CCUUGCCAUAGUGUCGACGAUCAAAGGGUUAGUCGAGCUCAAGGUAUCCUUGGUCGACGGAGAGGCUGUGGCUGUCAAUUACGCCUGGGACAUGUCGUCCAUCCGCACCUUUGCGACUCUGAGACGUUUGCGGCUCGGAGGACGGCCGACAGGCGUGGCGGCUUCGCUCGAUGCAAUCAAUGCCCCCAAUGUCGACGAGGUGGAGCUGAGUUGCCACCGUGGUCAGGGAGACGAGACGGAAGCAGAGGAUGCAGAUGCCCUCUACGCAACCUUCGGCCUGCUAUGUCGUCGGAAUGCGAUGACCCUACGGAGUUUCAAAUUCCACUUUCGCAAUCCGACUGUGUGUUUGUUUCCUUCGCAUUGGGGGGCAACGAAUCCAUUUGGUUUCGCCAAUGCCGCGAGUCCCCUUCUCGAGCUUUGCUGCCUUCAGGACGUCGAGCUACUCUUGUACAGUGGCAUGUCCCCCGGACAUCAUAACUGCCGCCAUGUGAAUGCCGCCGCCUUGUUGUUAGCCUGGCCCACACUACGGACGCUCAGCUUGCCAGGUGUAUCGCUCACUCCGGAGGCGCUUCAAGCAAUCGCGCGCAUGGACCACGGGCUCCAGAGCUUGACAGUGCAGAUGUUGUCGCAACAUUUUCUCGACGACCGCCCUGGGCUUCCUGCCACUCCGCCCUCCUGUGCCGCAGAUCCUGACGCUCGAACUCCUGCACUCCGGGAGCUUCGUGUCAACGAAACCUCGUAUUAUUACGCGCUGGACAUCGUCAAACUUGCCUGCUUCCUGGAUCCGCUCUUCCCCCUGCUUGAGCGGUGUUCAGUGCCGAGUUGCCCUGAACGUGACCAUAGUGCCUAUCAUGGGAUAAAUGCAUGGUAUACGAUGUUGGAGGAAGAGAGCCGAGUGAAGACGUAUAUUGAUGUUAUGAAGGAAGUGGAGAAGUUGCGACUCGCACGACAAAACACAAAACCCGUGAACUCAGAAUCUUCUUGCUUCGCCGAUGUUACCGUCGCCGACAUUCCCGGCCCAUUCUAUCAUCCAUGUGUACUAAGCCUGUAGGUUCACGCAAGGGAUACGGACAUGAAGGCCGCAGUGGUUGAAUAACAGCGGCGAACAGCUGACUCGGACAUGUAGUAGUAGUCGACGUCGCAGCUAAUGUUCGGACUCGGACUCCGUUUGACAUUCGGCUAUAGGAAGCAGGAAAUGGUGUUGAAUCUUGGUUGAAUCCGUCGACAGUCGUCGUCGUUAAGACGAGCAUCAUCGAGU
Molecule: messenger RNA, 1258 nt
Organism: Fomitopsis serialis
Lineage: Eukaryota; Fungi; Basidiomycota; Agaricomycetes; Polyporales; Fomitopsidaceae
Exons: 2
Coding region: 92-1051 (319 amino acids)
Source: RefSeq, a predicted model, not a curated record